This is a messenger RNA of Aquila chrysaetos chrysaetos, 1288 nucleotides long. It is a transcript of the gene NR0B1, whose product is annotated as nuclear receptor subfamily 0 group B member 1. Bases 178 to 1008 code for a protein of 276 amino acids. Gene Ontology annotation, cellular component: nucleus; cytoplasm. The transcript has 2 exons. Gene Ontology annotation, molecular function: transcription factor binding; transcription corepressor activity. Gene Ontology annotation, biological process: negative regulation of transcription by RNA polymerase II. The record is from RefSeq and is a predicted model, not a curated record. Lineage: Eukaryota; Metazoa; Chordata; Aves; Accipitriformes; Accipitridae.
CUGGUACAGCGCCUGCGGCUGCACACACACACACACACACACACGCACAGCCGCCGGCUAUAAAUUAGUUAGGAGCCGGGCAGAGGGUGAGCAGUGCGCGUCUCCCAGCGGGCCGAGGCGGCGGCGGGGACGGCUGCCGCCCCUCCGAGCCGACCGGGUUUCCAACGCCGGGGUGCCAUGGCGUGCGUGGAGCGCUGCCGGUGCUGCGCGGAGAGCCGGCGGCACGGCAGCAUCCUCUACAACAUCCUGAGGAGCGAGGAGCGGGCGGCGUGGCCGGCGGGGCAGGUGCCGAGGCGGGGGCAGGCGUCCGGCGGCUGCCCGUGCGGUUCGCGGCGGCGGGUGGCCCUGAGGAGCCCGCAGGUGGCAUGCAAGGCGGCCUCGGCCGUGCUGGUGAAGACUCUGCGCUUCGUCCAGAACGUGCCUUGCUUCCAAGAGCUGCCCCUGGACGAGCAGCUCCUGCUGGUCCGCAGCUGCUGGGCGCCCCUGCUGGUGCUGGGGCUGGCGCAGGAGCGGGUGCACUUCGAGACGGUGGAGAGCGCCGAGCCCAGCAUGCUGCAGCGGAUCCUCACCACCCGGCGGCAGGGCGAGCAGACCCCGCCGCGGGGACCGGCGCCGGGCCGGCCUCACCACGGCCCCGGCGGCCCCCACCUGCCCUCGGCCGGCGAGAUUCAGGCGAUCAAGGGCUUCCUGGCCAAGUGCUGGAGCCUGGAUAUCAGCACCAAAGAGUACGCUUACCUCAAGGGGACGGUGCUCUUCAACCCGGAUCUACCUGGACUGCAGUGUACACAGUACAUUGAAGGACUGCAGAGGGAAGCACAACAAGCUCUAAAUGAACAUGUCAGACUCAUUCACAGAGGUGAUGAAGCCAGAUUUGCCAAGCUGAAUGUUGUUCUAUGCUUGUUAAGAUCUAUUAAUGCUAAUGUGAUUGCCGAACUAUUCUUUAGGCCCAUCAUUGGAGCAGUGAACAUGGAUGACAUGCUUUUGGAAAUGCUUUGUGCAAAAUUAUAAAGGCAUGUAAAAUAAUGAAAAUAAAUCCAAUGCAAAGGAAGCCCUAGAGCAGAAUAGUGUAAAGUACUGUAAAUAAACUAACUUAUUGUUUUUACAUAGAUAGUAUUUUUGUAUUCCAUAAUAAAAUAUUCUUUGAGUUCUGAAAUUAAUUUUUAUUAAACACAGUGUUUUUGGAAUAAGAUUACAGUCAUCAAAGCAAGCUUUAAGGUUGUGGAGAAUGUUCAUAUCCAAAGUCAACUGGCUGUUCUUUUACCGUGUCUCUGAAUAAAGAUCACACUUA